Gilbertella persicaria is the source of this 865-nucleotide messenger RNA. RefSeq names its product ClpP/crotonase-like domain-containing protein. NCBI's taxonomy places the organism in Eukaryota, Fungi, Mucoromycota, Mucoromycetes, Mucorales, Choanephoraceae. The coding region runs from base 24 to 833 and encodes 269 amino acids. The transcript has a single exon. The record is from RefSeq and is a predicted model, not a curated record.
AUUUUUUUCACAUACGUUAUUUUAUGUCUUUUACUGAAAAACAAGUCUUGCUGUCCAUUGAAAAUCAUGUUGCUACACUGACAUUAAAUCGUCCUCAAAAGGGAAAUGCACUGACUGGGGAAAUGAAUGCACUUUUGUUGGAGUAUUUACAACAGAUCGAAAAAGACAAGCAAAUUCGUGUGGUGGUGCUUACAGGAGCCGGCAAAUUCUUUUGUACGGGCAUGGAUUUAUCUCAAGCCAAUGCGUCUCAGGGCAAUAUCAAGCGCUCGUUUGACCAGGGCAUUCAAGUAUUUGAAUAUUUCUAUCGGUUUCCUAAACCUAUUAUUGCACGCAUCAAUGGUCCUUGUCUUGGUGGUGGCAUGGGACUCGUGUUUACGUCGGAUAUUCGUGUCGCCCAUCAGGAUGCUUAUUUUGCCUUGACUGAAGUAAAGCGUGGUAUUAUUCCUGCUAUUAUUUCCCAGUACAUUGUGCCUGAAUUAGGACCACAAAAAGCACGUGAGUACAUGUUGACUGGGAGAAAGGUCAGCAUGAAAGAAGCAUUACCUUAUUUGAGCACAAUAGUGACAGAUAUGAACCAAUUGGAUCAACAGGUGUCCAUGUAUACAGGCAUGUUGUUAUCUUCUGCACCAAAUGCCAUGACCAAUAUCAAACAAUUAGUGGACACUAUCCAAAAAGGUGCUGACCUAAAAAGACCUGGUCGUAUUCGGGACAGUGUACAAGAAGCUUAUAUUAACAUGAUGCAAUCAGAAGAAGCAGCUUAUGGUAUUAAGGCCUUUGUAUCAAAAAAGAAAGCAGAUUGGUCUGCUUUUAUCAACUCCAAUGCAAAAUUGUAAGUCACUAAACAAAUAAAUCACAUUUGCAUGAA